This is a messenger RNA of Phalaenopsis equestris, 1107 nucleotides long. RefSeq names its product GTP-binding protein At2g22870. Lineage: Eukaryota; Viridiplantae; Streptophyta; Magnoliopsida; Asparagales; Orchidaceae. Bases 13 to 981 code for a protein of 322 amino acids. Gene Ontology annotation, molecular function: GTP binding. The transcript is spliced from 4 exons. The record is from RefSeq and is a predicted model, not a curated record.
AUAGGAAAUAGCAUGGCGCUCCACUAUCAACAGCGCAUCCUCACUCGCUUCCUGUCCAUUUCCUUCCGCUCGCCUUCCUUCCGAUUCCAUCGCUCCUCUCCCUCUCGCUUCUUCUCCAUUUCUUCCUCUUCCGCCGCCGACGCAGCAGUUGCGACCGAAUUCCACCUUCCCGCUCUCCCCAAACAACUUCAGCUCGACACGCCUCUCAGCCCGCUGAUCCCCGACAGAUCUCUGAACGAUAUCCCGCUCGAUAAGCUCUUCGUGCCGCCGGAGGUCGAGCUACCAGCAGCGGCGAACUCGGUGGCGAGGGGCCGGAUUCUCAAGUGUUCCAACAUCGUGUUGGGAUCAUACUCGUUGGAUCCUCAGGUGAGCACGGCGGAGUUCGUGAAGAGCAGCACUUGCACCGAGGAUUGCCCCGCCGACUCCCUCCCAGACUUCGCUCUCGUCGGUCGCUCAAACGUUGGGAAGUCCUCCCUUCUCAAUUCACUCGUCCGCCGCAAGCGUCUGGCCCUCAUCUCCAAGAAGCCCGGUAAAACACAAUGCAUCAAUCAUUUCCUGAUAAACGAUAGCUGGUAUCUCGUGGAUCUACCUGGAUAUGGAUAUGCAUCAGCACCCCAGAAACUUAGAACUGAUUGGGAUGGGUUCACCAAAGAUUAUUUUUUGAAGAGGGAGACAUUGGUGUCUGUAUUUCUUCUUAUAGAUGCCAGUAUUCCUCCAAAGAAAAUUGAUCUUGAAUAUGCCAGUUGGCUCAGUCAGAAUCAGAUUCCGAUGACUCUCAUUUUCACAAAGUGUGACAAACGCAAGAAGAAGAAAAAUGGUGGGAAGAUGGCAGAGGAGAAUGCUGGAGCUUUUCUCAGCUUAAUCGCCGAAUACUUCGAGGCUGCGCCAGCUUGGAUUAUGGCGAGCAGUGUGACGAAUAUGGGUCGAGACGAGAUCCUUCUUCACAUUGCCCAGCUCAGGAAUUACUGGCUCAAACACUGAACAACAACCUCUCUGCAUUUAUUUGUGAGUCUCACCUAAUUUUUCAGCAAUGUUAAUAGAUAGGAAGAUUUACAUACGUACCACUCAAUUCCUAUGUAUUUACAUAUCUAACUCCUAAACUUCACU